Molecule: messenger RNA, 1194 nt
Organism: Anopheles moucheti
Lineage: Eukaryota; Metazoa; Arthropoda; Insecta; Diptera; Culicidae
Product: hatching enzyme 1.2-like
Exons: 2
Coding region: 1-1194 (397 amino acids)
Biological process (GO): proteolysis
Molecular function (GO): metalloendopeptidase activity; zinc ion binding
Source: RefSeq, a predicted model, not a curated record
AUGGCUUGCGGUAAAGGAAGUUUGUUAGCCAUCGGCACACUGCUGCUUGCCUGCAGUUGGCUCGAAUGGGCCGAAAGUCGCAUGGUGCCCAGCCUGGAGGUGGGCCGAAAGUUGCGUGAAUCCCGGGCAGCCGGCCGUGUUGCGGCCAAACCGGGCGGCAAGGUAUACAGACCGCCCAAGGCCUGGGAGAUGGGGUUGGGCUUCUAUAAGGAGGGCGACAUCAUGGAGCGGGCGCCGCGUCAAAGGAACGGUGUUGCAACUUCCGUCUUCCCGAAUGCCCGCUGGCCAAAUGCGGUGAUACCGUACGUUAUUACCGGCACAUUCACUGCUGCUGAGCAGUCGACCAUUCAACAGGGUAUGGCUCACAUCGCUGCCGUUACGUGCGUCCGGUUCGUGGCACGCUCGUCCGAAGCCAUCUACCUGACGAUCGGUAACGGCGAUUCUGGCUGCUGGUCGUACGUGGGCCGCAGCACACGCAACAGCGAGAACCAGGUUAACCUGCAGAGCCCCGAGUGUGUGGACAUCGGUACGGUGGUGCACGAGUUGAUGCACGCGACCGGUUUCUAUCACGAGUUUACGCGCCCGGAUCGCGAUGAGUACGUGUCCAUCGAUCGUACCGCACUGGCGCCAGAGUACCAGUCGGACACAUUCUUCCAAGAUAACUACGCUAAGAAGGCCCCCUACGAGGUGGUUCUGUUUGGCCGACCGUACGAUUACGGUAGCGUUAUGCACUACUCCAAGUAUGCGGCAGCUGCUAGCCGGGCAAAGGCGGUCAUGAACAAUCUCAAACCCUGGACCGGCGACUUUGGCAAUGAUAAUGGGCUAUCGCCCUCGGACAUUAUCGAUAUCAAUUACAUGUACUGCAACGGUACUACUACUAGCACUGCGAAUCCCACUACUACCAGCACUGCGAAGCCCACAACGACUACUACCAGCACUGCGAAGCCCAAGACGACUACUACCAGCACAACGAAGCCCAAAACCACUACUACCAGCACGACUACGACGACCACGACUACUAAACCCGUGACUACUACCACUAGGGCCCCAGUCACCAGCACCACGGUGCGGACACUCCCAACCCUUUUCCCAGACCGUACCGGCAUAUUUACAACGCUCAUUCAGGCGCCAUUGAUUCGGUUCCUUGAGUUGCUCCGCUCGUUUCCACUGCUCAAUCUGUUCAACUUUGGAUGA